AUGGGGGGGGGAGGGGGGGGUGGGGGGGAUAAUGGGGAUAUGGGGGAGGGGGGGAUAGGGGUAGAGGGGGGUGAGGGUGUAGGGAGGGAGAGGGUGGGAUGCGGGGAGGUAAAGGGGGUGGGGGGUGAGGGGGGGGGGGGGGGGGGUGGGUGGGCAGAGAUGUUAGGAGUAUAUGAGGGGGAAGAUGGUGGGGGGUAUGGGGUGAAGAGGGGAUGGUGGUGUAGAGGAAUGGGGAAUGGGUGGAUGAUGAGGGAGAAGGGUGGAAGGGUGUGA
Messenger RNA from Knipowitschia caucasica, 273 nucleotides. The record is from the annotation of a GenBank genome assembly. Lineage: Eukaryota; Metazoa; Chordata; Actinopteri; Gobiiformes; Gobiidae.